CGGCACAUGGUCCCAGUCAGUCUUCUGUGACUACUGUAUCUACGUCCUAAAUCCAAAAAGUUGCUAACGCUUGCACGUUGCAGUUAGUGAACCCUUGCGUCAUUACUGGACUGCUGCCCCUGUGGAGCCAUGACUUCCCUUCCGAAAUUUGGAGGUCUUACACGCACAUCUGCUCAAAAAGGGGCUUGUCAAGGGGUUCCUUCCCUGUCACGGCUAAGUGCUUGCCGACCCCAUCAUCGCCGGGUUGCGACCGCUGCUGCAAUGGGCGACGAUGGCGGCUUAUUAUUCCUGAACAACGGGGAGGUUCUGGCCUUUCCUAAGAAGCGCGCGCAGCUAGGACCUUGCUUCGAGCUCUCGUGCGAGGACGCGCUGCGUGUUCAGCUCGAGGCUCUGCAACGCAACAAUGUGCCGUACGCGGAUCACGGCGUGGAGGUGCUGUACCGCUUCGCCAACUUUGACCCCUUCACCCGGGCCAACUACUUCGGGCGGAGUCUGGACCUAGGGCAGUUCGAGCGCUUCCGCCGCGUGAUGCACUCGCCCGCCUACUCCACCCUGCUGGACCACUCGGGCUGGCAGCUGCUCAGCGCGCUGCAGGUUGACGAGGGCACCUGGUGCGCCCGCGUGCUGGUGUACGACACGCACCGGCUGGAGGAGCGCACGUACGACAUCACCAUGAUGCAGCGGCUGGGCGGCUGCUACGACGGCUACUGGUACACAGACAAGUGGGUGUGCGAGGGGCAGGACGUGAGGAGCCUGUGGGCGCAAUGAGGUGGGGUGCGCGAGGAGCGAGGAGCGUGUGAGAGAGUGCUCGGUGGCGGGGCUGUGAGGGCCGCGAGGGUGGUGAAGCGCGGGAGUACUGAGCGGCAUCCGGCGCAUGGCAGGCAGGCCUGGGUGAGGCUGUAAAAUAGAGCGUGUGAUCGUGCGCAAGGCUAUGUUACUUAACUUGAAAUGUGCUGUAAACCUUUGUACCAGUAAGGAUGGAGCGGAAUCGAAUGCUGCAAUAGAUUCGUGUAUUUGUUUAGUUAGCAGUUUGCCAGUUGACGGGCUGCUACGUUCGGUAGAUCUUACUAAUAUCUCGCAACCGUAUUUCAUGACAAGCGUGUUGUUCGUUCUACUGUACCCCAUAAGCGAGAGUGUACAAUUCUUUUAUCAAAGCACUGCUAUGUUGCGUCUCCCUGUAUACUUAGAUCGAUUACUGCUCGUGUUGUACGUGACGCCGGCAGCGACUUGUACUGCUGUUCUUUCGUGCGCGUUGUGCAGUAUGUAUGUGGGAGUUUUACCAGGUCUCCAGAUGUGCUUGUGCGAAGUGGCAGAUGCAGAGAUCCGAGGUCUCUCACAAUGUACGACAACGGAUUGGACACAGGCGCUUGCGAAGGGCUGUUUGUUUACGGCAUGACGGCACGGGUAGGACAGCCUUUAAGCAUAGCGUAAUGGGUCCUGAAGAGCUUGCAAAGGAAGUCCGGCUUAUCUCAAUCCCCUGCUGGGUAAGCGUUGUAACAUGCACUGCCGC
Messenger RNA from Astrephomene gubernaculifera, 1510 nucleotides. Lineage: Eukaryota; Viridiplantae; Chlorophyta; Chlorophyceae; Chlamydomonadales; Astrephomenaceae. The record is from the annotation of a GenBank genome assembly.